GUCCGAAUCCGCCCUGAUGUCACAGUGACAACACUGACAAGAUGGCGGAGGGCACUCGAGCAAAGUGAGGAGGACAACACAAUAUAAAUUAUACAGCCUAAAAAAACCAUUUAUAUCAUUUUCCACCCACUGCGGCUGGUGGGUGAGAGCACGGAUGGUGCGUUGGACGGGCGUGAGGCGACUGUAGAACCAAUGCACCCCCGCUUGUUUGCGCUUGGGGAGAUUUAUCGGCGGAAGACGGACAUUGUCAACUCAAGUCAAGCAAAAGCUUGCGUGCAGUUUGGAAAAAGAUUUGAAAUGCCGAAGAACGGCGCGUCUCCGUCGUAUAGGUUCAACAGUAAUCUUUAGGUGUUUAAGAUUAUGUGCGUUUCUUUUCUGUAAUUGAGUUUUUUCUUUGCACUGUGGGAAAGCUAGGUAACUAGCCGAACCAUUUGGUCUCGAUCCAAAAGGUAAAGACCCUCAGAACACGGUGUUCUAACGAAACGUUUUUGCCCGAGGUGCUCAAGUCUGAAAGCUGACCGUGAUUUAUAAGUCACCGUCUUUGCUGGUUUACUGGAGACACUGUUCUCUCGCCGAAUUCAAGAAGUCUUUUUAGUAUCAUUACAGUUUUAAGGACCCAUCUUUUGAAAGUCGAAUCCGCUAUUUGUGAUAUUUCUGGUUUAGCCAACUUGCUUGACGCCAUGGCUCACUCCCCUGUCCAGAGUGGCCUUCCAGGGAUGCAGAAUUUGAAGGCCGACCCUGAGGAGCUGUUUACCAAGCUGCAGAAGAUCGGGAAGGGCUCCUUCGGGGAGGUUUUUAAAGGCAUUGACAAUCGGACUCAGAAAGUCGUGGCCAUUAAAAUAAUCGACCUGGAGGAGGCGGAGGACGAGAUCGAGGACAUCCAGCAGGAGAUCACCGUGCUCAGCCAGUGCGACAGCCCCUUCGUCACCAAGUACUACGGAUCCUACCUGAAGGGCACAAAGCUGUGGAUUAUUAUGGAAUAUUUAGGGGGCGGUUCGGCGCUGGAUUUGCUGGAGCCGGGGGCGCUGGACGAAGUGCAGAUCGCCACCAUCCUGAGGGAGAUCCUGAAGGGGCUGGACUACCUGCACUCGGAGAAGAAGAUCCACAGGGACAUCAAAGCCGCCAACGUGCUGCUGUCGGAGCAGGGCGACGUGAAGCUGGCGGACUUCGGCGUGGCGGGCCAGCUGACGGACACGCAGAUCAAGAGGAACACCUUCGUGGGCACGCCCUUCUGGAUGGCCCCGGAGGUGAUAAAGCAGUCGGCGUACGACUCGAAGGCAGACAUUUGGUCCUUAGGGAUCACCGCCAUCGAGCUGGCCAAAGGGGAACCCCCGCACUCGGACCUGCACCCCAUGAAGGUCCUGUUCCUCAUCCCCAAAAACACGCCCCCAACGCUGGAGGGCAACUACUGCAAACCCCUGAAGGAGUUUGUGGAGGCCUGCUUGAACAAAGAGCCCAGCUUCAGGCCGACCGCCAAAGAGCUGCUGAAGCACAAGCUCAUCAUCCGCCACGCCAAGAAGACGUCGUACCUGAGCGAGCUCGUCGACAAGUACAAGCGGUGGAAGGCCGAGCGGUCUCGGGACGAGUCCAGUUCGGACGAGUCCGAUUCGGAGCCGGACGGGCAGGCGGCGGGCGGCGGCAACUCGGGGAACGACGACUGGAUCUUCAACACAAUCAGGGAGAAGGACCCCAGAAAGCUGCCCAACGGGACCGCCCAAACUGACGAGGUGCAAAGUAACAGGGUACAAGACAUUCCAAAGAGGCCUAUGUCACAGAGCUGGUCCACAAUUAUUUCUCCGUUGUUUGCUGAGCUGAAGGAGAAGACGGCGGCAGAUAGCGGUAAACCUGUGGCGCUGGAGGAGCUGAGGAACGCCAUUUUCCUGGCGGAGGAGGCGUGUCCUGGGAUCUCAGAUUCCAUGGUGUCUCAGCUGGUGCAGAGACUGCAGAGGUUCUCUCUGGCUGGGGCAUCUUCCUCCCCACAGUGAGAGCUGCUGCCCCCCUCCCCCCAGGAGGGCACUCAUCCGGCAGCCUCCAGCCGCGUAAAGCAGACUCCUCCACCCUCUCUCUUCUUCUUUUCAGUUCAUUUGUCAUAGUGCACAUACUCAAAUGGGGCAGCCGGGUGCCCAGGGGGAGGGGGGUGGGGUCAGGUUCAGAGUGCUGUGGGGGCGGGGCCAAGGCCCGGUACCUCUCAGUCAACUCAACCGCACUUGUGUCAAGUGUACAAAAUCUGAUCUGGUCUAUUUUUCCUGCGGGGGGGGGGGGGGUAGUCUGUAGAAGCAUCUGCAAUAUCCAGAAAACGUGCAUGUGUGCGCAGAGGUGCGUCCGUGUGUGUGCGCGCGUGUGUACGUGUGGGUGUUUGCGUGCGUGCGAGUGUGUGUGCUCUUACAAGUGCAUUUCCCACAGAUUGCGGAAAGGUGUGUUUGAGAUUCGAGCGCGGUGCUGAGGGGAUUGCAGACUCUUUCGAAACCUCAGGUGUCCUGCUGUAAGGGGUGUGAGUUCUGUGCUAAUGAAGAACGGUGCGCGGGGCGGCUGUACAUUUGUAUAUAAGGUCAUUUUUUUACACACAUUGAGAAAUAAAACAGUUUGCAUUAAAGGAAUCACUGUGUACAAACGGCCAAGUGCUUCUGUAGAUAUCGUUAGUUAAGAGUCUUACAAAUGGCCAUAACUGAGAAUUGCCUUGCCUUGGAAACAUGUACCUUUUUAUCUUCUUUUUAUUUUUUGCUGAUUUGGGGAAAAAAAAAAAAAACCAUUUCAAGGUUUACCAUUCAAGGAAUACUGAUACCUUAUUUCCAAAUGUUUGUUUGUCCAAUGGGUACCUCAGGUCUGUGCCACUAAAACAGACCUUGUUCCUUCACAAUCAAUGUUGCCAGAUAAAAUACUUGCUGCUCUAAGACUUCCAGCCAUCUGUAAUCAUUCAGUAGGAAUCGUACUUGACCGUUCAGAGCUAAUGGGAAAGGAGAUGUAUAUUUCCUUGUCUUUUAAUACUCCUAAAAGAAUACACUGUACCCCCCUCCCCUGCACCUUAAAAAAUAAAAAUAAAAAGGAAGUAAUAUAUUUAUAUUUUA
This is a messenger RNA of Anguilla anguilla (European eel), 3065 nucleotides long. RefSeq names its product serine/threonine-protein kinase 24-like. Bases 681 to 1985 code for a protein of 434 amino acids. The record is from RefSeq and is a predicted model, not a curated record. Gene Ontology annotation, molecular function: ATP binding; protein kinase activity. Lineage: Eukaryota; Metazoa; Chordata; Actinopteri; Anguilliformes; Anguillidae. Gene Ontology annotation, biological process: protein phosphorylation. The transcript has 11 exons.